GGCUCCACCGGCCGACGGUGAGGAAGAGUAGGAGGAGAUGGCGGCGGCGCGGGGGCAGAAGACGCUGGCGACGCUGGUGAAAUCUCUGCGGAGCGGGCCUAUCUCCAACUCCAGCGCCCCCAGGCUCAGGCACCUCCCGUCUCUCAGGAGGACCUUCUCGCUCUACGACCAGAUCAACCUCAUCGACAGCGUCCCCGAAGACCAGCUCCGCUUCCAAUCUUACGAUGACACUGGGUUCAAUAUUAACAAUGUAAAGUAUGAAGGCAGCUUGCUGAUAGUAGAAAACAAGAUAAUGACCUGGACACCCAAAACAUUUGCAGAUAUAACUGCGGAAAGUUUAUCAAUCUUCAAAGUUGUGCACCCAAUCCCAGAGAUUCUAAUUCUUGGUUGUGGGAAAUACGUCCAGCCGGUCAGUCCUGAGCUGCGCAAGUUCAUUCGGUCAACGGGGAUGAAACUGGAAGCCAUCGAUUCGAGGAACGCGGCUUCGACGUAUAACAUUCUGAAUGAAGAGGGGAGGCCAGUCGCGGCUGCAGUUCUUCCAUUUGGAGUCGACUCUUGAUACGUCAGUCAGCAGAGCGUCCUUGUGUUCUCCUAGAAGUCAACAGAGCUGACAUAAGACCUCUCUUGUACCUCGUUGUCGUCGAAACCCGUAAUGGUCGAUGGCAAUUUGUGUUGAUGUCUUGUUGUCCGCUCCUUCCUUUUUGUCCUUGGGAAGAACCACCUUGAUCGUGAAGUGUAUCCUCUUGUAACCCCGAAAAGGAAAAAGGAAGAAACAAAGGUUUCCCUAGUGUGCAUCAGAAUAAUGAGUGCCAACUGCCAACCUGACGGUGUUUUGUAUUAGGCCCAGGUUUAUCUUUUGGGCAUGUUGCUCCUGGGAUUCAUCUGCCGUGAUCCGCCGACGAGUGUGUUGAUGUGUUUCAUUUGUCUGUAUUACAAAGUUUAUUUAUAAAUAUGAAUUGACUUUUGUGCCAAA
Lolium rigidum is the source of this 973-nucleotide messenger RNA. RefSeq names its product NADH dehydrogenase [ubiquinone] 1 alpha subcomplex assembly factor 3-like. The record is from RefSeq and is a predicted model, not a curated record. The coding region runs from base 38 to 559 and encodes 173 amino acids. Lineage: Eukaryota; Viridiplantae; Streptophyta; Magnoliopsida; Poales; Poaceae. Gene Ontology annotation, biological process: mitochondrial respiratory chain complex I assembly. Gene Ontology annotation, cellular component: mitochondrial inner membrane. The transcript is spliced from 6 exons.